UGCUCUGCCCAGGGGCGUAGCUGCGAUGUACAUCUUACUCCUGGUUCUGGAAACUUUGAUGUCUUAUGUCUCUGCUUGCUUAGUUUCUGUUGGAAUCAAGGACACUCACAGCCCUGUGGACUGUGAAUCAGCUGCAAACUGGUUAGCAAUGAACAGUUCUGAUUACCAAGACCCCAACUGGGUACGACAGAACACGGUGCCUUGUCCUAGGUGUGAGCUAAGGAUUAUAGAAAAUCAAGAUUGGUCACUGAAGAUGAAAUGCUUACCACCUUGUAGCUAUGACUUCUGUUGGCGCUGCCGUGGUGUAUGGACUGAACAUGGUGGAGAAAAUGGCUUAGAUUUAUACACUUGUAUCCAUGAUGAGUAUGAAGAGACUGUUUUGGGGAAUACGGCAGAAUCUGCUGCAGAUAGAUACAGAGAUUGUCACCAAAAUUGGACGAAUAAUGAAUCGUUGAUGCAACUAGCAAAAGCAAAACUCCAGCAACUACACACUGAUAUUAUUCCGGGCUUAAGUAACAAACAGUUAGCAACGGUACAGCAGCUUCAGUUCAUCGCGGAAGCUUGGUCUCAGAUCAUGGAAUCUAGAAGGGUCUUGAAAUGGAGUUAUGCUUAUGCGUAUUACCUAAGAGAGGACCAGGUCGAAAAGCAAGCUUUCUUGAAGCUCAAGCAAGACAAAGCAGAGAUUCCUCUGCGAAAGCUGUACAACUAUGCAGAGGAUGAACUGAAUGCGUUGCUUGACUCAGAUGGACCUUCGGAGAAUUUUAAUAAAUUCCGCAGCGAUUUAAGUGACUGGACUAGAAUAACGCGAAUUACUACGAGCUUCUUGUAAGAGAUCUUGAAGAUGGCUUAAGUAAUGUUGUCCCUAAUCAAGGCCAGUUUGUUGAGG
Molecule: messenger RNA, 886 nt
Organism: Raphanus sativus (radish)
Lineage: Eukaryota; Viridiplantae; Streptophyta; Magnoliopsida; Brassicales; Brassicaceae
Product: probable E3 ubiquitin-protein ligase ARI12
Exons: 10
Coding region: 26-829 (267 amino acids)
Biological process (GO): positive regulation of proteasomal ubiquitin-dependent protein catabolic process; protein polyubiquitination; ubiquitin-dependent protein catabolic process
Cellular component (GO): cytoplasm; ubiquitin ligase complex
Molecular function (GO): zinc ion binding; ubiquitin protein ligase activity; ubiquitin conjugating enzyme binding
Source: RefSeq, a predicted model, not a curated record